Antrostomus carolinensis (chuck-will's-widow) is the source of this 1127-nucleotide messenger RNA. Its product is annotated as transmembrane and coiled-coil domain-containing protein 3-like. The record is from RefSeq and is a predicted model, not a curated record. The annotation marks the transcript as partial. Gene Ontology annotation, cellular component: membrane. The transcript has 6 exons. Gene Ontology annotation, biological process: potassium ion transmembrane transport; proton transmembrane transport. Lineage: Eukaryota; Metazoa; Chordata; Aves; Caprimulgiformes; Caprimulgidae. Gene Ontology annotation, molecular function: potassium:proton antiporter activity.
GGGACAUUGACUACAGCAGCGUACUGCUUGGCAUGUUGGUGAUGCAGGAUGUGCAGCUUGGUUUAUUUAUAGCUGUCAUGCCUACGCUUAUUCAAGCAGGAGUGAGCACCUAUUCCAGCAUUUUUAAGGAAAUACUGAGAAUACUGAUACUGAUUGGCCAAAUUCUCUUUUCUCUGGCUGCUGUUUUUCUUAUAUGUCUUGUUAUAAAGACUUAUCUCAUGGGACCAUAUUAUCGCAAGUUGCACGCAGAGAGCAAAGGGAAUAAAGAAAUCCUCAUUCUAGGAAUAACUGCAUUCAUCUUCCUUAUGUUAACGAUCACAGAGCUGUUGGAUGUUUCAAUGGAGCUGGGAUGCUUCUUAGCCGGAGCUCUGAUCUCUUCUCAGGGUCACAUGGUUACUGAGGAGAUUAUGUCGUGUAUUGAACCAAUACGUGACUUUCUUGCCAUCAUUUUCUUUGCAUCCAUAGGACUUCAUGUUUUCCCCACAUUUGUAAUAUAUGAACUCACAGUCUUACUAUUCCUUACAUUGUCUGUGGUCAUAAUGAAGUUUGUCUUGGCAGUGCUUGUCCUUUCUCUGAUUCUUCCAAAAACCAGCCAGUAUAUCAAGUGGAUUGUCUCAGCAGGACUGGCACAAGUCAGUGAAUUCUCUUUUGUUCUGGGAAGCAGAGCACGCAGAGCAGGGAUCAUAUCUCGGGAGGUCUAUCUUCUUAUUCUGAGUGUGACUACUCUAAGCCUUUUACUUGCCCCUGCCCUGUGGAGAGCUGCGAUUAUGAAAUGUGUUCCAAGACCUGAAAGACGCUCAAGUACUUGAUUAAGAUUUGCACAUAUACAAGAAUGCAUCUUCUUGCAAGGAAUAUCUUCAUUGCUCAUUGUAUUUCUAUGCACUCAGAAAACAAGAGGUUUUGAGUAGUCAGUCCUCUUAACGUGCACUUGGUUAUAAGCCUUAUACUGACCUUAAAACAAACAAACAAAAUAAACCUUAAAAAAUAACUAUAUUAUUUGAAUUGCACACCUUUUACAAAAUUUACUUUCUCUCUGGCAGAUUAGAAUCUGCCAGAAUAUUUGUUCCUGAUCCAAUCAAUUAUUCAGAGCAUAAAUUAUUUUUUUUAAAUAUAGCAUCAUGCAAACU